AUGGUUUCAGACAUGCUCAUUCAAAUCGUUGGACUAGUAGCAUUAUUUGCUCAUGUCUGCCAUGGUCAAUACAUUACCAGCUGCUCCAAGACCGACAUUGCUUGUCUAUCAAACAAUGCCCAAUACACCAUCACGGGAGUUGUUACUUCAGUAACAAAUGCCUCGACAUCUGGGAUUUAUAGUGCUAGUGUACAGGUGCUGUGUUCCUACUACUCAAACAUCAACUCACCUCCUAUAACUGCAGGCACUAUCAACGUUACCAACGUUGGGCGACAAACUGGUGGAUGCAAACCUGAUCUCCAAGUGAAUUCAACCUCUCUCGUACUGUGGCUCUACAUUUCGAACUCUGUCGGUCCUGUCUACAGUCUCCAGGCUCCCUGUGUAGGAUCUGUUGAAUUGACUAAUACGACUCUAAAGCCUUUAUCUGACUUGGUAUAUCAACGAGCUGCUACUGAUCAAGUUAAAGGAACCAGUUGCACAUUAUUAUCACCACCACCAUAUGGAACUCCAUCGCCUACUCCUGUUACGCAACAACCAACGGGUAAUGGUGGACUUAUGUUUAAUAGCAAUGCAGCUGUUCUCUCCGUAAAUUGUAUAAUCUUGAUGUCUUUGUUGAUGGUUACAUUGGCAGCCUUCCUGUAG
Synchytrium microbalum is the source of this 642-nucleotide messenger RNA. RefSeq lists its product as uncharacterized. The record is from RefSeq and is a predicted model, not a curated record. The transcript is spliced from 2 exons. The coding region runs from base 1 to 642 and encodes 213 amino acids. Lineage: Eukaryota; Fungi; Chytridiomycota; Chytridiomycetes; Synchytriales; Synchytriaceae.